ACGCACAUGCACGCGCACGCAUAGAGGAGCGACAGCUAGAGCAGCAGCAGCAGCAGUAUGGCUAACAUCGCGGUGCAGAGGAUAAAGCGGGAAUUUAAAGAAGUCCUGAAAAGCGAAGAGACAAGUAAAAACCAGAUUAAAGUCGAGCUGGUGGAUGAGAACUUCACAGAAUUGAGGGGGGAGAUCGCAGGACCGCCUGACACACCUUAUGAAGGUGGUCGAUACCAGCUAGAAAUUAAAAUUCCAGAAACAUAUCCCUUCAAUCCUCCAAAGGUACGGUUUAUUACAAAGAUCUGGCAUCCCAAUAUCAGCUCAGUCACUGGUGCCAUAUGCCUGGAUAUUUUAAAGGACCAGUGGGCGGCAGCCAUGACACUCCGGACAGUGCUUCUGUCCCUACAGGCAUUAUUGGCAGCAGCAGAGCCAGACGAUCCACAGGAUGCAGUGGUGGCCAAUCAGUAUAAGCAGAACCCAGAGAUGUUUAAGCAGACGGCUCGGCUCUGGUCACACGUUUACGCAGGUGCACCAGCCUCCAGUCCAGACUACACGCGCAAAAUAGACAAACUGUGUGCUAUGGGUUUUGAUAAAAACGCAGUAAUUGUGGCACUAUCGUCAAAAUCCUGGGACGUGGAGACGGCAACAGAGUUGCUGCUUAGUAACUGAACCGACAACGCCAUGACCACCACCCACGUCCCAUUAUCCAGAUUUCCCACAGCCCUGACUCCACCCAUAUUCAAGUUGGUUUCACUUCGUGAAUGGAUAAAUUGCACCUCACCCAACACACUGCAUUUACGAGUUCCUGCAAUCAUUUUCUCUCGUUCACAUUGCAGUUUGUUCCGAAAUUCUCCCUCCUUCAUACUUAUGAUUUUUUUUUUCUCCCCCAAAUUUUCUCUUUUUCAUCUUUUUGAGUUUAGUGCCUUUCCCCCCCCCCUUCAUCCGUAUUUCUUGUCUUCAUCAUGACUAUCCUCCUCAUACUGCUCACAUGAUUCUUACCACAGUGCUGGAUAUUCCCAAACUGCCCUCUCCUCCAUUUUGCACAAUCAUUCAGGCUCUUUUGUGUGGAAUCCCAUUUCUAGGAUUCCAGGAAAAUCGAACAAAUAAAAAUACAUACCACUCUCGCAUUACACCUAACGUUCUAGCAAAAGAUCAAGGAUGGAAUAUUACGAGAGAUGGGGGAGGAAGGAAACAGAAUCACACUCACUGAACAAAGCAUCGACAACAGAAGAGCAGCAGAAAAAAUUUCAUCUGUAAAUAAAGCUAUUAAAAUCUGUAUAAAUUAAAGCAAUGUGGCAAUGCUUUUAUUUAUUAUUGUUUUAAGGAAAAGUGAAAUAAAUGAGUUUCGUGGCUAAUACAGCAA
This is a messenger RNA of Neoarius graeffei (lesser salmon catfish), 1354 nucleotides long. RefSeq names its product ubiquitin-conjugating enzyme E2Ka (UBC1 homolog, yeast) (gene ube2ka). The coding region runs from base 58 to 660 and encodes 200 amino acids. The record is from RefSeq and is a predicted model, not a curated record. Gene Ontology annotation, biological process: proteasome-mediated ubiquitin-dependent protein catabolic process; protein polyubiquitination. Gene Ontology annotation, cellular component: nucleus. Lineage: Eukaryota; Metazoa; Chordata; Actinopteri; Siluriformes; Ariidae. The transcript has 7 exons. Gene Ontology annotation, molecular function: ubiquitin conjugating enzyme activity; protein binding.